Arabidopsis arenosa is the source of this 1182-nucleotide messenger RNA. The record is from the annotation of a GenBank genome assembly. Lineage: Eukaryota; Viridiplantae; Streptophyta; Magnoliopsida; Brassicales; Brassicaceae.
AUCUUCUUCUUCUUCCUCUGAAUUUUCUUGCUCCAUUCUUUUUUGCUUCUUCCAGCAAACGUUUCACUCUUCUCUUUAAAACCAUGGCCGGUCUUCCUGCAUUUCCUAGGGAACCCAUUGCGUUGAACAUCAAUCCCACUUCUAUCAUCACAACGAUUCGAAAAAGUUUAAUGGGUGACAAAGAUUUGUACCUCGCCAUGGCCACAAUUUUCUUCUUUUUCUAUCUCUUGUCCAUCCGUGUAGUCUACGAAAUCACCGACGAUCUUGGGAUUGCACAGGGCUUUCUGACUUCAGGAUACACCUUAUUGCUCCGCGACUACCCUGAACUUCCAGAUAGUAUCUAUAUCAGCUGUGCGUUUACAGUUCUACUAGCCAUCAUGAACACGGCGCAGCCACCGCGAAAUCAGCCUUAUGACGAAAUCCAAUUGGAUCCGCUGGAGAUGCCCGCACUGGAGGAUGAUGAUGAAGAACAUUCCCAACUUUUACAGGCCGUAGUCAUUGUGAGCAUCGGCAAUACCGUCCCUACUACCAUUCCCGUUCCGGCGAUUGGACCGUCGAACCACAGAGCUGGACAUGGCGCUACGUUGUCCGUAUUUGCAAUCUCCAUAUCACUCUACAACCUCUGUCCUUCAUCAAGUUCGUUAUGGUACGCGGCCAUCGGUGGCACAACCUUGUACGUGGUGUUGCUGUUCAUCUCGCACUUUUGCACCAAUGUUCGCAUCUACAAGGAUGAUGAGCCUCCUCUACCUGCUACACGAGCGUCCUACUCUGUAAUUCUUGUCGCAGCCAUGUUUUAUUUCCCUUACUAUUACUCCACUAUCCAUGUCUUGAUUUACGUAUGCUCCAUGUUUGCCUUUGGGAUCUCCAUGUUCCAGCUCAAUUCUCCCAUGGACACUAAACACGCGGUUUACACCUUAUUCUUUGGUUUCUUCUCUGCUUUUGAGGCAAAUGGGAUUGGUAAUUGGCCUGAUUCUCAACGUUCCUUUUGGUGGGUUAUUGUGUUUACUAUCAUGUUUGCUAAGCUUUUGUUCCCCAUGAAUGGCAUCUAUAUAUAGUAUCAAUCUCAUUGAACUGUGGCUCCAUUUUCUUGUAUUUAGUUUUGAUUCUUUUAUGCCUUCAUCAAACAAUCACUGUGUUGUAGAUUAUGCAAAAUUUCUUACAAAUUAAAUCAUUCUCCAAACA